Messenger RNA from Tribolium madens (black flour beetle), 3552 nucleotides. RefSeq lists its product as uncharacterized. Gene Ontology annotation, cellular component: plasma membrane. NCBI's taxonomy places the organism in Eukaryota, Metazoa, Arthropoda, Insecta, Coleoptera, Tenebrionidae. Bases 350 to 2203 code for a protein of 617 amino acids. The record is from RefSeq and is a predicted model, not a curated record. The transcript has 9 exons.
CUCAGUGUGUUCCUGAAUGUGAGUGGGUUAGCGUUGUGUCUGCGUUCUGUUCGUUUAUCGGUUCUUUUUUACAAGAAUGGCACGUGCCACCGAAUACAUCACAAAACAAAUAAACAAAGAUGCCGAAAGUGCAAACAAAUAUUAGUGCCAUACACGAUGAAAAGUUCCUCCACAAAAUGUUGGUAAUCACGCCGAUAUUUUCUCUACAUUAUUUUUAAACGUACGUUGGUGUCUACUAAAUUUAAAUCGUACAUGCGAAACGUGGAGAAAUCAAUUUUCCAAAUGUCAUGAUCCUGGAAGACACCUCAUUCCUAGCUUGUCGUUAGUUCCGGGAAAUUUCCGGGGAAAAAUGGAAAGUGCAGUUAUGACACCGGGAAAUACUCGUUUGAAAGUACGCGGGAAAAAUAAAUCGAUAACGCGACUUCUUGCCCGUAACCACAAUGUAAAUAAUAAUAAGAAUAAUCGGAACGGUUUUACUAGACCGAAUUCGUUGAGGAGUAACUCGAACCAGAGACAUUUAAGUCAUUUUCCGAAGACUGUACGCUGUAAUCAAAUCGAUAAUGCUGCCUUCGUAAACAAUAUCAACAAUGGAAAUGAUUCUGAAGAGAGAAAAAUCAUUUUUUAUGGAAAGUUUACAAGAGACGUUUACAAUGCAAUUUGCCUUCGGUUAGGACACACCCAGUAUAUUCCUGAAGAUUCCGUGCAAACUGUUUUUAACGAUAUGCAGCUUUAUCCAUCGAAAGAUCAAGUGUCAGAAAUGCUGAAGUGUGCAAGACAGUGUGGUCGACGAAAUGGGGCAUCUAAACAUCUCACCUUUGGAGAGCUUUGCGUCUUUGUUAGAGAAAUGCAAAAUCAGAAUCCCAAACAGAACCGCAAAAUUCAGUCAUGUAAACCGAACAACCAAUGUGGAAAUAAUUGUGAAGUAUUCUUAGGAGGGUCAUGCAAUCCCACGACAUGGAGAGCCGAUACUGCAAUUCCAGAGCUCCAAAAACAUGGUAUUACAUUUUACAAUCCACAAGUUUCGAUGUGGGUGCCCGAAUUGGUGGCUCAGGAGCACGAUGCUAAGCAAGCAGCUUCAGUUCUGCUUUAUGUAGUAGACAAUCAAACGAGGAGUACAGUUGGCAUGAUUGAAGUUGCAUAUUUAGUGGCUUCGGGGCGGUGUGUUGUCAUUGUGGCACAUUCAUACAGGCCAGGACAAAGUAUUAUGGGGGAAACAAUCACGCAGAGGGAAUAUAGGGAUUUGGUAGAAGGCCAAACAACGUUAUUAACUCUGGUUAGGAGUAAAGGAAUUAAAGUCCACCAAACUUUACCUUCAGCUUUGCAAUGCACCGCGAAGAUUUUGAGAAAUGUUAGCGAUAUGACACCCGAAGAGCAGCUAACUUCUAAGCUAAGAAAAUUACGAGAGAUUUUUGACUCCUGUGGAGGUCCAACCGGUGAAAUCGAUACCUUGAAAUUCAUGAGAGCUUUCCAACAAUUAACUCAACGUGAACUAACUAAUAAUGAACUGUACAAGUAUUUUUCCCCCAACAACAAAAACAUCACAUUUGAUAAAUUCUGCACGUUGAUGGCAGAAUUGACCAGUGACAACUGUGAUACAAGCCUAACAAAUGGAUGGGUGAGUCAGCCAUUUCAACGCCAAUGUUCAACCAAUAACAAUACUUGUAACAUGGACAACUCUGUAUUGAAUGGUACAAUGGACGAACCCGUCAGCAACGUGACAUUUAAGAGCAAAAUAUAUGAUGUAUUUCUCGGUGGAACACAUAAUUCUGUGAGAAACUGGCGGGAGGAUAUAGCCAUACCAACAUUUAAAAAGUACAAUAUACGAUAUAAUCCAAUUUCUAUGAACGGUUAUGAAGUGUUAGAUAAUAAGAGCGUGACUGAUGAAGAUGUUUUGGGAUGGAAACAAAUGAUGGACAGCGCUGAUGUGUUAUUGUUCGUCAUAACGGAGGAUACGAGGUCAUUGACAACGAUGAUCUUAGCGGCUCAUUAUAUUGCAUUGGGAAAAAACCUUGUCCUGUGUGUGCAGCACUUACCAGAAGAGAACUGUGUUGUUGGCAAUGAAUCUCUGUCGGAGCAGGCGAUAAAAGAUUACAAUCGAGGGAGGGUGUACGUAACGGAUAUGGCGAAACGUAAACAAAUUCCAGUAUUUGAAGACAUCGCAGAAGCUGUGCAAUGUGUAGUCAACAUAAUACAGAGCAGAUAGUCAGAUACCUCAUGAUUUUAUAAAUGAAUUGAAAUUUUCAUUUCAUGACACGGGAAAAAAUCUUUGCUCUCUUGAACGUUUUUGUAAGGCAGCUCUCUUCCUGUAAAGCAGCUCGUUUCAGGUGAAAUGAAAUUUUCGAUAAAUACGCUUUUAAAUUUUUAAUUAUUUAUUAUGAAUGUUUUAAUGUAAUUAUUUUCAUUGUUAUUGAACACUUAUUGGUGCAAUUUUUUAUUUGUUUGAUCAUUGUAACGGAAAUCUAACUUCGUGGAUGUUUACCACUAAAAAUAAUUUUAGAUGUAAAGUGGAAUCAUUUUUAUUAAUUGAAAGUAAAAUGUUUACCGUUGUGAGUUGGUCACAAAACGGUACUUUUCGUAUUUAACAGCUAUACUUUGAUAUGUAAAAAGUGAUGAAGGUAGCUAAAUCUGAUACCAAAUGGUUAGAUGGUAAAGACAAGUUCCUCUUUCAAAUGUAAAUACGGCGGCUACUUAAGUAUAGUUGUUAAAUUUUUUUGUUAAAACGAUGAUAUUAUUUAAACAUCACUCCAGCUAUAAUACCUGUUUCACAUUUUUUCAUUAGUUUGUAGGUUAUUAAUUAAACUUUAUACAAAAUUAAUUGUACAGUAGAGUAAUUUAUUAUACACUAUGUUUUUAAUAUUAUAAUAUAUUGAAAUAUGUUAAAUGUUAUGUGCAAUCUAAGGGUGAAAAGCCAGCUGGUGUUUUAAGUACUUAAAGUGUGGAUGCUGCUGGAUGUUUUAUGCAUUUAAGUCAGAAAGCAAAUGUGGCCCAAGUCAUUUUGCAAAUGUUUUUCUGUAACGUUCCACAUUUGCUUCAGUUGCUAGAUUGGAAGAGGAAGGAAAUAUAGUACAACUUGUUUUCUUACAGUUUAUGACAUGUGAUUUAUUUGAUGACAAGGUAGCCAUGGCAGAGUAACAUCAGUAUUUGUAAGAGGUGUUGUACAUUUUAUUGUUUGUUUGUGAGAUUGUUCAAACUGCCGAAGUUUACAUAUUUGGGAACGAAGUGGAGAUUUUUAUCUCCUUGGGCAUGUUCUGUACCUGAAAAAAAUAUAUGAAGAAGGAACUAAUAUUUUUAUAAUAACAGAAUCUCAUCUACUAGUGUAACGAACUUAUCAUUUUGUUAUCAUCGUAGGAGUAGUCUUACAUUUGUCAUAUUUUUUAUGUCUUUUUUGGAAAUGCCUAAAACCUUCCAUUCUUGAUAGGACAGUACAUUUUGGCAGCAUUUUCCUUACAUUCAUUGUAGUUCAACUAGUAACAACCGAAAUUUAACUAGCUAACUAAUUAGCACUUCUUGUAUUUAUUAUUUUUUUAAUGUCUAAUAAAACUUUAUUAAAAA